AUGCCUUUCCAGAACCACGCCGCAUUCCUCGUGGACAAGCAGAACAAGCCGCUCGAAGUGCGGUCUGCCCCGUACACGAAACCCGGGCCGGAUGAGUUUGUGAUCAGGGCGGCCGCCGUCGUCAUCAAUCCAGUAGACCUAAUCAUGCAAGUCGCGGCUAAGCUCGCCUUCAGCUAUAUUUCUAACCUACAUGUGCUCGGGCACGACGUGGCCGGCGAGAUCGUAGAGGUUAGCGACAACGUGGAUGCCACCCAGUUCAAGGUGGGCGACCGAGUAGUCGGGCACGCGGUGGGUUUCGACAAGAGAAGCAAGGGCGCCCCCGAGGGCGCUUUCCAGGAGUACGUGGUACUGCGAACCAAUCUCUCCGCUAAGAUUCCCGACUAUAUUUCCUACGACCGCGCCUGCGUUAUUCCCUUGGGCUUCUCAACAGCCGCCUGUGGCCUCUUUCAGAAGGGUACUCUCGCACUCGCGCAUCCUAAGACGUCCAAGCCCAUCAGCCAGGACAAGACGGUCCUGGUCUGGGGCGGCUCGACCAGUGUUGGCGCCAACGCUAUUCAGCUCGCCCGUGCGGCCGGCUACGAUGUCACCACCGCAUCUCCCAAAAACUUCGAGUUAGCCAAAGAGCUGGGCGCUUCGCAGGCUUUCGACUACAACGAUCCCGACACCUCCAACAAGAUCAUACAGUAUUUGAAGGGAAAAACAUGCGCGGGCGCACUCUCUAUCGGUUGCGGAUCGCUGGAGGCGUGCAUCACGAUCACUGCAGCCCCACAGAGGAACAAGGUUGUGGUGCAAUGCAGCGUUCCACUGGUGAUGACCCACGCACGACCGGGCAUGCUGGGCUUAGUAGGAAUGGUCUUUUGGUUUGUCAAGAUGGCAAUCACAGCGCGGAUCAAGGGUGUCUCUACCAAGAUGGUCAACGGCAGCGACCUCAUGGCCAAUGAGGUCAGCCAGGCCUGCUAUCCGGAUUUCCUUGGCCAGGCUAUGUCUGCUGGCCAGUUCGUUCCUAAACCUGAUCCCUACGUCGUAGGCCACGGUCUCGAGGCCAUUCGGCAGGCAUUUGAUUACUACCGCAACAACAAGAUCUCUGCCUCUAAGCUCGUGGUGACCUUGUAG
This is a messenger RNA of Trematosphaeria pertusa, 1113 nucleotides long. RefSeq names its product putative alcohol dehydrogenase. NCBI's taxonomy places the organism in Eukaryota, Fungi, Ascomycota, Dothideomycetes, Pleosporales, Trematosphaeriaceae. The record is from RefSeq and is a predicted model, not a curated record. The transcript has a single exon. Bases 1 to 1113 code for a protein of 370 amino acids. Gene Ontology annotation, molecular function: oxidoreductase activity, acting on NAD(P)H.